Molecule: messenger RNA, 660 nt
Organism: Phytophthora sojae
Lineage: Eukaryota; Oomycota; Peronosporomycetes; Peronosporales; Peronosporaceae
Exons: 2
Coding region: 1-660 (219 amino acids)
Source: RefSeq, a predicted model, not a curated record
AUGAACCGCAGCGCGCUGGACCUGCACCGCCUGAGCUUCAGCACCUUCCUCAUGGACGAGGUGGCGGCGCCCCCCGUGCAGCUGCAGCGCGUGACGCGGCGCGCGCCGCCGCCGCCCUUGCCGCCGCUGCGCGCGUCCUCCACGGCCGCGCCCAGCAGACGCCGCGGGGAGUCGGACGGCGACAUCCCCGUGCUGGAGGCGGAGCGCGACAGCAGCGGCUUCCGCCUGGACGGCGCCGACCAGGCCGAGGUGGACGUGCCCAGCGACGGCGAGGACUCGGGCUCGGGCCGCGCGCGCGUCGUCGUGGGCGAGUACGACGCCGAGGAGGACGACUUCGUGCCCGUGCUGCAGACCGCCGAGGACGCGCGCGCCGCGCACCGCCACAUGGGCAGCAAAAAGUUCUCGUGGCGCGUCUCGGCGCGGCGCGGCGUGCCCACGGGCCGCGCCGUGCGCGUGCCCGACCAGGAGACGCUGCUGCGCAUGUCGGCCACGCGCACGGAGCUGUCGGCCAGCUACGCGAGCAGCAACUCGCAGGGCUCGCGCAGGAACUCGGCGUCCGUGCGCGUCGACCGCGAGAUCGUGCGCAGCGGCUGGCUCUACAAGCAGGCCAACGUCAUGUACGUGGGCGCAGUGCGAGGAUUGAUGGUAGAGUUGAGCUAA